Molecule: messenger RNA, 1637 nt
Organism: Arvicanthis niloticus (Nile rat)
Lineage: Eukaryota; Metazoa; Chordata; Mammalia; Rodentia; Muridae
Source: RefSeq, a predicted model, not a curated record
GCGACACUUGGACAGUGCUCAGCACCUGCACCUGUGGGGUAGCCGGGAUUUCAAAGGUCCCGGCGAGGACACUGCCAUCCCCAGUCCAUUCCCCACCGGACCUGCUCUGCGCAUCCCUGUCUCUGGGCUAACUGGGAUUCUCUGUGCUCCCUGGAGCUCUGACUCCCACCUCCUCUGACUGCGUCCUCCCGUCCUGUUGGUCCUGUUUCCGGAGUGAUGUGCAGCGUGAAGUGCAGCGGAGGGAGAGUGGCCUCCGUAUGAGAUGAUAAAGCCUAGCUGCACAGAAACGCAGUGGAAUCGAACACUGCAAAACAAUGCGGAGAGCGAAGGAAAGAAAACAAAAACCCAAAGGGGCUGCCCCUUCGGUGGUUCCCGUUCUUCAGAAGUUCCUGAAGACCUAUCAGAAGCACUGCAUACAGUCUCGGACUUCCAUGUGUCCCACCAUCCAAAGGGACCUUAAGAGCAGCAUUGACAGAGAGCAGAUCCUCAGGAAGUUUAUGCUUGUGAGAGCUGGCAACUCCACGGCAAGCUUGCUACCUGUUUCCUUGGAACCUUUGCUCAUGACCAUCCGAGAUGAGAGCUACACACUGGGCAAGGAGAUCUGCCUCUGUGGACUUCAGCUGACAAACCCAGAGAUCGCCAGACUCGCUUUGUUUCUGGAGCAGAAGGGGCACACCACUUGCCCAGUGACUACAUUGGAAAUCAUUGAUUGCAAGAUGGAUCUGUGGUCUCUGGGGCGACUUGGGAAAGCUCUGCAGUUCAGCAGUUUGCAAGUCCUGGUCCUCGACUACUGCAAGUUUGGAAAUGAAGAACUUGAGAGUAUCUUCUCAGGCCUGGAGAGCAACCAAAGGCUGCAGGGCCUCAGUAUGCGCUACUGUGGGCUGGGGCCCCAGAGUGGGCCAAGGCUGGGCUCUGUCAUCAGCCACAGUGCCAUUUGUGAGCUGUGCCUGGAUGGAAAUCACUUGCAGUGUUCUGGAGCACUGGCUCUCCUCAGACCUAUAGCAGAAUAUGCAGAGACACAGAGGAAGGACCAGCCUACCUCGGCAUCGCCACAUGUUGGAAAUACCCCUCUGCUUUCCCAAGUGUUCCGAGGAGCAAGCUCAACUCUGAGUCAGAUUGUGAAGUCUUCUGAAACUUUAACAGCAAAAAGGACCUCACAGAGGAAACGUGGAAAAGGAGGAAUCAGGAAACAAGUUAAAAUCCCAGCGGAAGCCGGCCCUUGGAUAGUGGCGCUGCGUUUGGCAGAUAACAGCAUAGACGGGACAGGGAAGGAGGGAGAGCAACUGCUGGAACUCACUGGAACUUUAACAUGCCUGAUCAAAUACUCGACUCACUUAAGGGAGAUGGACCUUGAAAACAACACCCUGGGAGAAACGACUGCGGCGGCCAUCCUAGAAGCGCUGAGAGCCAGGAAGACAGGUAAACUACCACCCCUAAAAGUUACAGUCACUCCUCGGAUCUCUUCAGACACCUUCAGGUCUAUUUGGAAACUUAGCAAGGAAUCUAAUAGGACGCGUAAAAAGAAGAAAAAGGUAAAUUCGUCAAUGUCUGCACAGUUAAGUAGCAGCCAGCAGGGGGCGCGAGAUGAAGCGUGGCCCUCGGUGGAAAUUGAUGGCGCCUUCAACCCCAGAAUUUAG